AUGGAUCCCGACGACCUUGCUAUUGCAUUGGCUAGGGCCAAGACUGAUAAAUCCGACCAGACCGGCGGUAGUAGCUCUGAAACCAACCUUACGGUUCACCCAAAUCUACCUCUACCAUCUAUUCUUAAACCUCCGAGAGGCACCAAUAAAUCGGGCUACAAAUAUAAAUAUCCUGAAGCUGCUCCAACUCCCGAAGGCGAAGAUGACGAUGAAUGGAAUAAAGUGUACACGGCUGCGGAUUCUCGGUUUUACAAUAAACAUGGGAAAAGCUCCCAAGCCUCCAAGAAGUACCGCCAAUCGGGAGAGACCUACGAACUUGCCGUUGCCAUGAUUGCUGAUAAGAAGCAAAAGGCGCGCAAUGAUUAUAUUUCACAGGCUGCAGAAUUGGCGGGGGGUGGCGGUGGCUCUGGCGGUGUUGCUAUUCUGCCGCCCAAGACCAUAACCCCAAAACCCAAAGCACAGACAAAGAAGGUGCAACCUCCUCCGAGCUUGAAGCAGGAAUUGUCUACAAGUUCACGGGACGGAACGCCAGGUGCGGAUAGGAUGCCUCUCAGCAUAUCAGAGCAAAUAAAGCAAGAAGGGCGUCCUAGAAAGGCCCCCUCUGCUGCACCAUCCUCCCAUCAGGGCACGCCUGCUCCAUCCACUGCAUCGAAGGUAGACAGCCCUCCGUCAAAGAUCGAGAAGCCCCCUCCCCCAAAGGCGGCUGUUAAGAAGAAGGGUACUGCUGCAGCGGUGAGGAAGCCGACGAAGCAAUCGCAAGAAAACAAGUUCUCCAAGCCAGCUGGGAAAGGCGCAAGCCCUAGACCUGCCAAAAACAGUCUGGUCUCGUCCGACUCCGAAAGCAAUGAUGGCGGAGAGUACUGUGUUUGUCGCGGUCCCGACGAUCACAGAAUGAUGGUCAACUGCGAAGGAGGAUGUAAUGAAUGGUACCACUGCUCGUGUAUUGGCAUGGACGUAGAGGAUGCAAAGGAACUCCUCGACCGUUACAUUUGUCCAAAAUGCAAGUCAGCCGAGCUGUUCACUACCUGGAAGCGCAUGUGCCGAUACAACAACGUUGGAGAACACCUCAGCUUGCGCGAACCUUGCCGAAGGGCCGCCCGUGUUACGGAGGAUCCUCCAAGCAAGUAUUGCAGUGAUGAACACAGAUUGGCGUUUAUGGAAUUUAUUCGGGAUCACAUGGCUCGUCAAGAUAAUGCGCCGUCUAUGGGGGGCAAACUCAAUGUUCAAGAAGUGGCUGAGAUUCUUACACACGUCAAAAGCAACGCCGAACUCCAAUCUCUGGGCAAGAAACCACGCCUACCAAUCCCAGAAGGUGCUGAUCCAACACGUCCCAUUGGACUUGAUUACAUCACCCCUGAGGAAGAAGAGGAAAUCAAAACCUUGGAGCUUAAGAAGCAAAAGAUCCAAACCCAAAUCGAAGGCUACAGAAACCAACAAAAACUCCUCGUCAUGAUCCACGAGCGUGCCCAAGCCGCCGCCAAGCACCCCUCAGUCGACGAAAAAGCCGUCUGCGGCUACGACAACCGCCUCGCCUUCAACGAGCACGAAUUCGCGCACUGGCUUUCCACUGCCGAGGGGCAAUCAGCAUUCGAGACGCAGAAACUAGGUCCGCGUACCGACGAAUCCAAGACUAUAGGCGCGCGUCAACCACAGCCAAUACAAAAAGCAGACGUGCCUGAUGAGUUGCACAAUAUCUGUCUCAAGAGCAUGAAGAGCUGUGCCCGACAUAAGGGCUGGCGCCUCAUCCACGGCCAGGAUUAUGCGGCUAUGACGGCGUAUCUGCAAAGGGAGUGGGAGAGGUGUGAGAGGAAGAAGGGAGAAGUUAUCGAUGAUGCGGAGACGAGGGAGGCGGCGAGGGAGUAUCAUGCGCAUAAUACUGUUGAGCAGCUUUUUUAG
Molecule: messenger RNA, 1896 nt
Organism: Lachnellula hyalina
Lineage: Eukaryota; Fungi; Ascomycota; Leotiomycetes; Helotiales; Lachnaceae
Gene: spp1
Product: Set1 complex component spp1
Exons: 4
Coding region: 1-1896 (631 amino acids)
Biological process (GO): positive regulation of DNA-templated transcription
Cellular component (GO): Set1C/COMPASS complex
Source: RefSeq, a predicted model, not a curated record